GGGAAAGAGACGGGAAGGAGUUCAGUUUUUGCCGCGAACCGGACUCUUCAGAGCAGCUUCGUCUCCUGCGGCUCAGAUCCGGGGUUUUUAAACAUACAACAACAAAAAAACAAGUCAUCAAACUUUCUUUUCCUUUGUACCGUCGCGUUGAUCGACCUGCUUCAGUAUGUCUGGCUUUGACGACCCGGGAGUUUACUACAGUGACAGCUUCGGAGGGGGAGACGGACCCGGCGUGGACGAAGGUGGACAGAAGAGGAUCCACAUCAAGAAACGGUUCCGUGAGUUCCUCCGGCAGUUCAGAGUGGGGACCGACCGCACCGGCUUCACCUACAAAUACAGAGAUGAGCUGAAGAGACACUACACCCUGGGGGAGUACUGGGUGGAGGUGGAGAUGGAGGACCUCGCCAGCUUUGACGAGGAUCUGUCGGACUGUCUCUACAAGCUGCCCACUGAGAACCUGCCGCUGCUGGAGGAAGCUGCAAAGGAGGUGGCUGAUGAAGUGACCCGUCCCCGGCCCGCAGGGGAGGAGACGGUGCAGGACAUCCAGGUCAUGGUGAAGAGUGACGCCCAUCACGCGUCCAUUCGCAGCCUCAAGUCUGAGCAGGUGUCUCGUCUGGUGAAGGUGCACGGCAUCGUCAUCUCAGCCACGGCGGUGAAGGCGAAGGCCACCAGGGUGUGCCUGCAGUGCCGCGGCUGCCGCAACGUCAUCAACAACAUCCCGCUGCCUCCGGGCCUGCAGGGUUACGCUCUGCCGCGCAAGUGCAACACUGAGAACGCUGGCAGGGUGAAGUGUCCCAUAGACCCUUACUUCAUCAUCCCAGACCGCUGCAUCUGCGUCGACUUCCAGACUCUGCGCCUGCAGGAAUCUCCAGACGCUGUGCCGCACGGAGAGAUGCCCCGUCACCUGCAGCUCUACUGCGACAGGUAUCUGUGUGACCGUGUGGUCCCAGGCAACAGAGUGACCAUCAUGGGUAUCUACUCCAUCAAGAAAAUGGCUGCUGCGAAGGCCAAAGGCAAAGAGAAAAGCGCUGGCGUGGGCAUUCGCGCGUCCUACCUGCGAGUGGUCGGCAUCCAGGUGGACACAGAAGGAGCAGGUCGCGGUGCCACCGGAUCGGUUUCCCCGCAGGAGGAGGAGGAGCUCAGAGCGCUGGCCGCUUCUCCGAACGUCUACGACUCUCUGGCACGCUCCGUCGCUCCCUCCAUCUACGGCAGCGAUGACCUGAAGAAGGCCAUCACCUGUCUGCUGUUCGGAGGUUCAAGGAAAAGGCUGCCUGAUGGUCUCACUCGCAGGGGCGACGUCAACCUGCUGAUGCUGGGAGAUCCUGGUACAGCCAAGUCUCAGCUGCUCAAGUUCGUGGAGAGAUGCUCACCUAUCGGGGUUUACACCUCGGGUAAAGGCAGCAGUGCAGCCGGUCUGACCGCCUCCGUGCUGAGGGACCCCAACACUCGUGGAUUCAUCAUGGAGGGGGGGGCCAUGGUGCUGGCUGACGGCGGAGUCGUAUGCAUCGAUGAGUUUGACAAGAUGAGAGAGGACGACAGAGUGGCAAUCCACGAGGCCAUGGAGCAGCAGACCAUCUCCAUCGCUAAGGCUGGCAUCACCACCACGCUGAACUCCCGCUGCUCAGUCCUGGCCGCGGCUAACUCCGUGUUCGGCCGCUGGGACGACACAAAGGGGGAGGACAACAUCGACUUCAUGCCCACCAUCUUGUCCCGUUUCGACAUGAUCUUCAUCAUCAAAGACCAGCACGACCAGCAGAGAGACAUGACUCUGGCUCGUCACGUGAUGAACGUCCACCUCAGCGCCCGGACGCAGACCGAAGGUGUUGAGGGCGAGAUCCCGCUGGCCACCUUUAAGAAAUACAUCGCCUACUCCAGAGCUAAGUGCGGCCCUCGGCUCUCUGCGGCGGCUGCUGAGAAGCUGAAGAACAGAUACGUGGUGAUGAGGAGCGGAGCGAGGGAGCACGAAAGAGAGAGCGACAAGAGACCCUCCAUCCCCAUCACCGUCAGGCAGUUGGAGGCGGUCGUGCGUAUCGCAGAGUCUCUGGCUAAGAUGAAGCUGCAGGCCGUGGCUGGAGAGGAAGAGGUGGACGAGGCUCUCAGACUCUUCCAGGUUUCUACGCUGGACGCUGCGCUGUCGGGCAGCCUGUCAGGAGUGGAGGGCUUCACCUCGCAGGAGGACCAGGAAAUGGUCUCACGCGUCGAGAAGCAGCUGAAGAGACGCUUCGCUAUCGGCUCCCAGGUGUCCGAGCACAGCAUCGUCCAGGACUUCACCAAACAGAAGUAUCCAGAGCACGCCAUCUACAAAGUGCUGCACCUGAUGCUGAGGCGGGGGGAGCUGCAGCACCGCAUGCAGAGGAAAGUGCUCUACAGAGUCAAGUAGAGCUAACCGCUGCUCCGAUACUUCCGUACUGUUGUUGAUGUAAAUAGUUUUUUUUUUUUUGCUCUGCAUAUUUGUGCUGCUCUGUAUUUACCAAUAAUACAAUAAUUAAUUUCAAACCUGGGAUGGAUUGAGUUGGAUCUGGAUUCUUGGCGGCAGCUGCAGCAGCAGCCGCCGUCUGCUCACAUGCUCCAGGAUGAAAACAUGUUUUGGAUAUAGAACCGUUUAGCUCUUAAAGAUGUUUUGUGUCGAUAUGAAAAAGUGUCUGCAUACUCUGUAAAAAAAAAUAAAGACGAAUUAAAAUA
Messenger RNA from Seriola aureovittata, 2682 nucleotides. It is a transcript of the gene mcm5, whose product is annotated as minichromosome maintenance complex component 5. Lineage: Eukaryota; Metazoa; Chordata; Actinopteri; Carangiformes; Carangidae. Bases 167 to 2380 code for a protein of 737 amino acids. The record is from RefSeq and is a predicted model, not a curated record. Gene Ontology annotation, cellular component: MCM complex; nucleus. Gene Ontology annotation, molecular function: ATP binding; single-stranded DNA helicase activity; ATP hydrolysis activity. The transcript is spliced from 16 exons. Gene Ontology annotation, biological process: DNA replication initiation; DNA replication; double-strand break repair via break-induced replication.